Messenger RNA from Mya arenaria, 13443 nucleotides. RefSeq lists its product as uncharacterized. Lineage: Eukaryota; Metazoa; Mollusca; Bivalvia; Myida; Myidae. The coding region runs from base 699 to 5108 and encodes 1469 amino acids. Gene Ontology annotation, biological process: negative regulation of transcription by RNA polymerase II. The transcript is spliced from 10 exons. Gene Ontology annotation, cellular component: PRC1 complex. Gene Ontology annotation, molecular function: promoter-specific chromatin binding. The record is from RefSeq and is a predicted model, not a curated record.
GCUCUACAGACAAGCAAUGUGUCUUGUUUAAAGUGGAGUAUUCUAAUACCGAGUUUGAAUGUUUACUACAAGUUAACCCAAUUUCGGACAGCACAUGAUGGAUUAAGGAUAUUUGGAUAUUUGGACGUUCAGCAGGGAUUUGAUGUUGAUAGUUACGGAUAAACCACGAGAUUGAUAUUUGUGUGUCCGGUGGAAGGUCUUUGUCCACGUUUUAAGUCUUGUCAAGAGGGAUAAGUGUCAUACUGUGAUGUAUGUGUGUUGUUAUUUAGGCUUAUGUUGAUGGAUGAUAUUAAGUAAACUGCCCCCGGAAUAGUGUACACUCGUAUAUAUUAUACAGUGUUUACAAAUGUGUCUCCUGGAUUAAUUGAUAUUCUUUAUAGUGGACGUUAUUUACAAAUACACGUCUGCAACUAGACAGAAGCAUCUUGUCUGAGGGUUCGGAUGUAUACGUGGUUUUCAUUCUAAGACAAACUUCAGACGUAUCUUGAGUCAAUGACCCCGUUAUGUUGAUUUAUAAUGUAAUGAUUCUCACUUAAACAAAAGGGGUACAGUGUUUCACUUCAAGUAGAUAAAUUACUUCAUUAAGUGUCUGUAAAACGUCCAGAUCCUAGAAUUAUCGGAGUUAUGUUAUGGCGACUAUCGAUUGUCUAUGGUGAAUACAAAUCAAAGGGCGGCAAUCCAAAUGAGAGACGUACUAAAUGGAGCACGGGAAGAUAAAUAUUUGCAGGCGGCUAGACGGACGGUGCGGCGCGAUGGCGCAUCGGAAGCGGUUGCGGGUGAGCGAAGUGAACCCCCACCUGAUCUGCGUGCUGUGUGGCGGCUACUACAUCGACGCCACCACUAUCAUAGAAUGCAUGCACACAUUUUGUAAGACGUGUAUUGUGGGGUACCUGGAGGCGAGCAAACACUGCCCCGUGUGUGACAACCUCGUGCACAAGACCAAGCCACACCUUAGGCUCAGGCCCGACCAUACAUUACAAGACAUCGUAUACAAACUGGUGCCCGGCUUGUUUCAAGAUGAAAUGCGAAAAAGACGAGACUUUUAUAAAGAGGAAAUCGAAACUGGUCGGGUCGGGGAACAUGGGAUUCCAGAGGAGCGGGAGAGGAUCGUCUACUCCGCCGACGAGCAGUUUAGUCUCGUGCUCGAACUCAGCUCCGACGGAAAUCCUCCUCUACAUGUCGGCGGCCGGUCCUCCAAACAUCUGAGACUUGAGGCCGCGGACCGUCGCUACCUUCUGUGUCCAGGGAACUUCAGUGUUGGUCACCUAAAAAAGUUCAUCAGGAUGAAAUUCAACCUGCAUGACAAAUAUCAGGUUGAGUUCUUCCACACGGACGAGGGUCUGUUGGACCACUACACGCUUGUCGACAUUGCCUACAUCUACUCUUGGAGACGGAAAGGGCCACUACGGCUGUAUUAUUCGGUGUUCACAAAUCCUGCAAAACGGUUUAAACCCGACCCUGAUGACGUCAUAGAACCGGUAACCAUGGACACUGAGACUAAUGACGUCACGAACACUUCUGAUCUCAAAACUGAAACAAGCGGUUACUUCUCUGAUGAAGAAAAACUGCACGACAGCUUGGAUAAGUCAGUGCUUAACACUUCUGAUGAGAGUAAAGCCGACUCUGUACUUGAUGGAGAUGGAAUGGAUAUAGACAAUGAUGAUAUAGUGCUUGAGUCCACUGACAAGCUUAGUGCGAAAGCAGAGAAAGAAAAACUGGAAUUUAAAAGUAAAUUUCCUGAAACUGAGGGUAAAGGAGAAACUAAACUGGAGAAGUGUGAAACUACAAACGAUGAUAAACCAGUUGAAAAGUGUAAGCCUGUGAAUGAACCUGUCCAAGAACAAAGUAUUGAAGAACUUAAAGUAUCUAGUCAUAAAUUAUCCAUGGAAUUUGAAGACGAUGAUUCGUGUUCUGAACAUGAACUGUGUAUUGCAGAGUCUGAAAAUUCAACAAGUGAAUUUGAUUCACAAGAAGAUGUGCAAACAUGUUUUAAGUCGUAUGAUAUUUUCGACAAGAAACCAAUAACUGAAAAUAACCAAGUGUCGGACAGUAGUGUCUCAAACACCAAAGAAAAGAAGACAGACACAAAAGAAGCAACGGCAAAGUGUGAAAAGGUUAAAGAAAAACCUGAGAUGGUGGAAGCAUCUACGGACACAGUACCGUGCACAAGUGACGACAAAGUAAUGACAAGCGUACCAGCUAGAUUAGAAACCAAAUCAAAAUGUUGUUAUACCAAUCAGGAUAUAUCUGAACCUGUUGUUUCAUCCACCCAAAACACACAAGGCUGCCAAACAGAGCCACCUGAUCAAGAUAUAGACACUCUGGAUAUUCCACAUUCCUCGGAGAGUGAUUUGAACAGACCUCUCUCCCCAGGCCAUAAACACAAAGUGGAUGUUUCAUGUGAGACAGAUAAUUUAGUAGUUGAUAGACAAAAACGUUCCAAAGACAACGUGACAGUUUAUGUGUCUACUGAUACAGAAGCGAACACUUGUGAAAAGAAAAGGAGACUUGUCGAUAGUGCUACAGAUAUUUACGACUUUCCCAAGUCGGAAAUGGAAACUCAUAAGAAGAGUAAAUAUAGCUCCAAAUUUUCUCAUUUAUCAAAUGACAUUAGCAAACGGAAGUUGUUAUCUGUGGAUUGUUCAGUGGGUGAACUUCAAACAUCCAGUUCAAACAAACGUAAAAGUGUUGAUACUGAUUUGUAUAGUACAGAAACAAAGACAAGAAAACCAGAAUCAAAAACAACAAAGCGAAGUGUAAGUUACUCCGGACAAAUAAACGCACAAAAGACAGCAUAUUCUGCGCAACCACUUUCUCCUACAAAGAUUACGGUAAAGUUCACGCAACAGCCAAAGUCUCCUAAGUCACCAAGCAAAUCAACUUGUCCUAAAUCGCCAUCAAGAUCAGAAACGACUGGUUUUCAGUCACAGUACCAGUCAUUUGUAAUGGAACUACCUGAAAAGACUUACAGAUUUGAGGGAGAAGAUCAACCGCCUGUUUCUGUGUUAAGUAAGCCUCUAAAAGUGUACCCUGGGGCUUCAUCAAAGUCAAGUGGAACAUCCAAUGGAGCAUCAUCAAAGUCUAUUGGAACAUCGACUGCGACAUCGUCCAAGUCUAGUGGAACAUUCACUGGGGCAUCCAAGUCUUGCGGAACAUUCACUGGGACAUCCAAGUCGUCUAGUGAAACAUUGACUGUAAAUAUCCCUCAGUCCCAAGCAUUACCCAGUAGUCAAAAGAAAUCUCAAAAAAGUGCGAAACCUCGUGGAAGGCCCCCAAAGGUAAAAGGUGAAGGUUCAUUAGAACCUCCACUCCCUAAAGAAAAGAAACACAAAUCUAGAAGUCAUUCUCCAAAGCGCAAGGUGAAUAUAGAUUCCGCAAAGAGUGAUAAUACUUUCAUCUUGCAAAAAUUGAACAAAUGUUCGCCAAAAUAUAGCACUGAUUCUCAAAAAGUGAACAAAGCAUAUUCGUGGAUUAAUAAGAUCGACAAUGCUUCGGGAUUGAAAUCAAAUGUUACAAGUGAUUCCAAACCGAAAGAUAAAAAAAGAAGCGAAGUUGAACAACCACCCCCGGACUUGCGAAUACCAAAACAGAUCCUGUAUUUCUCAAAUGGGCAAUACACUUUGACAACAGUCAGUAAUGUAAAUGCAUUGAAACAAAGCAGUCCAAUUUCCCCACCUCCAAAAACUGUAUUUACUUCUGAGGUGCUCCAAAAGGAACAAGAUAGAUUAAGUAGUAAGUCAAAAGAUGAUAAGGAUGCUUUGAAAGAUUCUAAUGAGAACACAAAUACGACCAAGGAUAAACCAAUGAUGCCAGAACUUCGUCUUAUGGAUGUUAAAGUGACUGAAAAGCUAGACGAUCUUAAGAUUGACAAGCUUAAGACAGAGACAGCUGAGUGUGAUUUAAAAGUCAUUCCAACUACUGUGCAAUUGGAUACGAUUCAGAUUGAUAUACCAACUGACAUGUCCCAAGUUAAAAGCGAUACUAACGUUACCAAAGAUUGUACAAAACCUCGAGAAGAGGUAAAAACUAAACAAGUGAGCCCUAAGUCGCAGGUGAGUCAAACACCUAGUACAAAUGUGUUACAAAUGGAUCUUACCAAACAACAAAUUAGUCCAACGUCAUCAAACCAAACUUCGCCAAAGUCCCAAAUAAGUCCAAGGACUGAUGCAAAUGAUAACAAAAUAACAAAGGCAUUAGCUACAUCAAGUGGCGAUCAUUAUGUACCAAAUUCUUCAGCAUUUGCAACGUCGCCAUCUGCAGCUUCUAUGUCAUCGACCAGUUCAAUGCAAGAGGCAAAAGAAUCUAAAGCCAAGAAGCCCAGCACAGCUGACGUAAAGAAACCCAUGGCCUCGUCGCCAGCCCCUCCACUUCCUGAAUACAGACAUCAAAGUCCGUUUUUUACUUCGCUCAGUGGUGCCAAGCUUGGUAACCAUCACCGUCACACCACACAUCUGAAUAUACCAAAUCUUGCCAGCCAUUUCUCUGGAGCGCAUCACCUCUACCAACAAGGCCGCUUUACUGACCGCCUCGGUGCACCGUUAUAUGGCUCAUUUUCCAUGAACGAUAAAUCUGUCAGUGCUACCAUUGCGUCUAAACUCGAGGAAGCACGUAGAUUGGAGGCCCAAGCAUUGAGUGCACAUUGCUCCUUUAUGACUCCCUUUCCGGACCCCUAUUUAAGGCUCAUGCACAGUCACCUGGUGUCUAGUCUACCCCCGCCGCCUCAUCUUACACACAAGUCCUCGUAUGCUGAAUCUAGCAAGUCAUUGUCCUUCUCUGACCACGCGACCCACGGUGCUUCAUCUAUGUCUCAAAUAGCUGCAAGACAGUCUACAAAACCGGCUUAUACCAACAGUUCAAAGGGUAAAGGCAAGAACAUUGACAAUGUCAUUAGUGCCAUCACUAAGAUGAGGACGAAGAAGGAGACUCAAGAACAGGUUAAUGGGAUUGAUCUUAGUACGAAAACUACAAGAAAAGAGGAAAGUGUUGGUGUGAACGCUGAAUCAAACGAUAAGGAAAUGAUUGAUAACAAAGAUGAACAGACGGAGUCAGUUGCGAGUAAGCAAGCUAAAGUUACGCAUAUUGGAAACGGCGAGAAUAGUGUGAAUUAAGUCAUUCAUUUGGAUUUAUUAGUGGUAUGUGUAAUAAGAAAACAUGUGGUUAAAAUCGUGAUAAUACAAAAUAAGAGUAUUCAUCAUCUUAGUGUGGUAUAACUUAGUGGUGAUGGAUAUUAUCACAACCCCUCAUUCGCUGCCAUGGAUUUAAUUGGAUUUAUCUGCCAUGAAUUUAUCUGCCAUGCAUUUAUCUGCCAUGGAUUUAUUUGGAUGUAUUCCAGUGCGUCUGUAGUGCUUCAGUUUGUACAACAUAGUAUUGCCAAGCAAAUUAAAUAGGGCUUUUGGAGUGGAUGGAAUGUGAGUUGGUUUUACAAAGGUCUUUUACUGAAAUCUCACCAAUUUUGCAGCUAUACAGCUUCUACUGCCAUUUUAUAACAGUGGAUAUUAAGUUACUGUGGAUUUAUAUAAAUAAUAUGUGAUUCUGAUCUUCUCAACUGUAUGGAUACAAAUGUGGUAUUUUUAUGGAUGAUUUGUGACAUAUGAGAAAAAAGGUGUUUUAUUUUCAUCCAAAACUGUGCUUGAAUGAGUGUUAUCGUUGUGUAACGAAAGUUUCAAAAAAUCGAUAUUUCAUGGAUUAUGUUCAACUUCUGUGUGGAAUUACCUAGCUUAUGGAUUUACCUACUAAGUAUUUUGGUUGGAUUAAAAACAGGUACCUUUGUCUCAGAACAUUGUACAUGCACAAAAAGACUUGCAGCUCUAGGAAAGACAUUAGCUUAAAGGGACACGCUCAUUUUUUUGUUAAAUGUAAUUUUUUGCUAUGACAAAAUAAAGUGUGGCCACUUAUUAGAGUUGUUAAAACUAAGAUACUGACGGCUGGAACUCUCCAACUAAUAUUGAUAUAUGCUCAAAUAUUGUCUUUUAAGUACAUGAUUUUGGAUAGCGUUAGAAAUACGAUUUAGCACUUGGCUUCAAGGUUAAGUUAUCCUCUUGAAUGUGUAUGAGCCCUUGUAGAAGUGAUGUUUUGUUGUCAGUUUUCUAAAUUGUCUUUGACUGUAUCGGCGUGGGUUCGCACCUCACCUAAAACAUGAUAUAUUUUUAUACAUUAAAUGUAAUUUUUUUCUUGCAUUUGCGGUUCCAAAGAGUAAAAUAGUUAUAAUAUAAGUGCUUCAGAUGCAUUACCGGGUGAAUUUAAUUUAGUGCCAAAACAUGAGCGAGUCCCUUUAAUUGUUUAAGAAUUUCUUUAAAAAUCGUUCUUAUAUUAUUGAAAAUAGUUUCAUCUUGAAUUUUGUAGUAGUCAAAUUUCACCUGUAUAUAGUUAAUGAUUAGAGACUGCAGAUUUCUCAUAAAAUAGGUAACAUCCAUCGAUGUAGAUAAAAUAUUUUUAUUUUGAGGCCACAGUAAAAAAAAAUGUUUGUUUCCCCUGCCCACGUGUUUAGGUGUGGGUACAUAUACAUAGGAAGUGUUAAUUCCAAAAUAAAAGUCCAUAAUAAACAUGACCACUUGGCCCAAUUUCUCGAUCAAGUUUAAGUCCAUUCUUACCGGGUUAAACUAACCCCACUAUUUCUGUUUUGGUAUAAUUUGUGUUAUAUUUUUAUUUCAAAGAGUUUUAAAGCUACAUCCUCACAGAUUUACCGUUUUGACAACUCUUUUUGUCUUGGAUAGGCUCACGUUUUGUGUAAAUGUCUGAAAACUAGUGAUAAAAGACUGCUGACAAAAGUUCAGAUCACACUGUUUUCCAUUACGUUCGGAAAGUAUGUUUUGUAGCUUUAAGCGUAACUAAGGCUUUAAGAAGAAAAUUGAGUUCUUCGGCAUAAAACAUCGAUUUUUUUAAGUAAGAGCGAUCUGAUUUUUGUCAGCAGUCUUAUAUCACUGGUUUCCAUGCAUUUACGCAAACAUUUGCUCAUUCCAAGACAAAAAAUAUAAUAAAAGUUUUCAAAGCGGUCAAUCUGUGAGAGUGCAGCUUAAAGACAGGUAAAGAAAAUCAUUGUGAUGAUAAUCACGAUAAACUAUGUCUUAUAAAUUAUAGCAGGUUUUUAGCCUAAUGAAACAAGAUACAAAUGCUUGUUAUGCCCAAACGUUUUCGAGAAAUUGGGCCCAGCUGCAGAGGCUAAAAAUAAAAACUUUCGGGUCGACGGUAUGUUUCUGAAACGGUCGGGAAACGCCAGGCAAUCUGUUCAAAUCUGGCUUGAGUUUAUUAUUAUUAUUAUUAUUAUUUUGUUUGAUCACAGUAAUGUAUAGUGUUGUAAGAUGUCAGAAUCAUACCUGUCUAUUUCUUUUUCAUGACUAUUUAAUGAUUGUUGGAUGUUUGAACGAGAUAUUCUAAUCAAUGUUGGACUUUUUUGUGUAAUUUAUUAAACAUGUUGUGUUCAGUCAGUAUUUACAUUUUUUAUUUACGAAGAAAAGAUAUGUGUGAAUAUGUGUAAAUAUGUGUGAAAAAGGGUGACUGUGUGUGAAUAUGUGUGAAAAAGGGUGACUGUGUGUGAAUAUGUGUAAAUAUGCGUGGAUAUGUGUGAAAAAGGGUGACUGUGUGUGAAUAUGUGUGAAAAAGGGUGACUGUGUGUGAAUAUGUGUGAAUAUGUGUGAAUACGUGUAUGUUUUAGAGGGGAGAAAAGGGCACAUUGUGUCGGGCUGUAAAGAAUUACAACAUUAUAUAUUUUCUAGUAUAUUUACAACUGUUAGGAAUGGUGCUUGAUUGGAGUACUAUUAAAUUUUGACUGCCAAAUCUGUCCAGUUUGUAUAAAUUUAGUAGUAUUAAUGAAAACAUAAGAAAUAUUUGAUUAUACUUUGCAUAUAAAUUUAUAAAGGCAGAUGGGUAAACAUGCUGGUCUCCAUGAGAGCAGAAGGGGCUAUUUGUACUUAAAAGGAACAAGGUGUAGUAUCGUUCCAUAACUCUUUAGCUAAAAACAUAUCAGAAAGAACCUACCAAGAAGACAGGGUGCAGCACGCUUCCAUAACUCUUAAGCUAAAAACCUAUCAGAAAGCCCUACCAAGAAGACAGGGUGCAGCACGCUUCCAUAACUGUUUAGCUAAAAAACUAUCAGAAAUGCCCUACCAAGAAGACAGGGUGCAGCACGCUUCCAUAACUCUUUAGCUGAAAAACUAUCAGAAAUGCCCUACCAAGAAGACAGGGUGCAGCACGCUUCCAUAACUCUUUAGCUAAAAAACUAUCGGAAAUGCCCUACCAAGAAGACAGGGUGCAGCACGCUUCCAUAACUCUUUAGCUAAAAAACUAUCAGAAAUGCUCUACCAAGAAGACAGGGUGCAGCACGCUUCCAUAACUCUUUAGCUAAAAAACUAUCAGAAAUGCCCUACCAAGAAGACAGGGUGCAGCACGCUUCCAUAACUCUUUAGCUAAAAAAACUAUCGGAAAUGCCCUACCAAGAAGACAGGGUGCAGCACGCUUCCAUAACUCUUUAGCUAAAAAAACUAUCCGAAAUACCCUACCAAGAAGACAGGGUGCAGCACGCUUCCAUAACUCUUUACCUAAAACCUUAAGUACUAUAUUCUAGCAAUCCAAUUUCCUGUUGCAACUUUAAAAUAACCUUGUUGCAACCUUAAACUAACCUUGUGACAACCUUAAACUAACCUUUAGCCAACUAACAUCGAGACAUAAGUCUUAAAUGUUGACAUAAGGUAUCCGAUAUACAAUUAAACUUGUCCCUGUAUCGAACAAUCGUGAAUAAUGUUAAAUUCAUAUGCCUGGGACCAUGUUUACGAACAAUGUCAAGUCUGGGUCUAGACUCAGACCCAGAAAAGCUUGUUUUAUUGAAUUACAAAGAAUCGUCUGUAUUAUAUUCGUUUUACAAAAAAAAAAAUCGGAACAGAACUUGCAGAAUUUGUCAAAAUUAAGAUAAUCGUUGUGAUUUUAUUGAACCAUGCAUUUGUGAAUUCUCAGAUAUGGUUAGCACAUGAUUCAUUGCUUGCCUUAAAAACAGGAUAAUGAAGAUAUUUCUCGGAGUCUGGCAUGUCUUAUUUGUCUAUGAAUAUAUAAAUACCAUUAUCGUGUAGCAUUCAAUUACAUAUUUAGCGAAUAUCAUUCCACUUGAUGUUAAAUAUCGUUUAAGACUUCAUGGAAAUGACAUUUUUAGUUCAAGCACUCACAUGACCAUGAUAAUAAACCUUUAUAUAGACACUUACACCUUAGUGGUCAACAUUACAUUUUGUCUAAUGAGAGGCAGUAUGUAUCAAGUUUUCCAAUACAUUUAUUUCAGUAAAUCAGCAGUGAGCCGUUAUUGAUUUUAAUCAGGUGAGGCGGUAGAUAUAAACAGUGGCUGGCCAAUUAGUGGGUAGUCUACAAACUAAUUUGUAGAUCACUGAAAAAACUUCAAGAUUAAAAGUAUGUACUUACACAUAAGGUUAUUUGUUAAUAAGUACAUUUUGACCAUCUUUAUCCAUUACUUAUUAUAACCUCUAAGAAAUUUAACUUAAAGUGACACUCUUAUUCAAAACACAUGUAUAACAAACAUAAUUUUUGAGUGAUAAAGCUUAAACUACUUCCUAAAUAAUGCAUUUAUGGAAAAUAUUAAUUACUGAUAACAAGAUUGUAACCGUCUAAUAGCUAAAUAAUAAAUUAUUGGUGAGUGCUAAAAGAUUUACUGCGAUCUACUUCCGUCUCAUAAGGUAGAAAAACCGUGUUUUGUGCACCUUUCAGAGGCUUUCUUUCAAAUUAAAAUAGGUAUCCUUUAUAAAAAAAAAACCCAAUGUUUUCGACCUUUAUUCAUCAUUUUUGGUAUAUUUUAACAAUUGUAUUAAUUAUGGUAAAUUUUAUUUGGGAGUAAGAGUGCAUAUUUAAUACUAUUGAACAUAUGAGGCAAUUUUCAAUGCCUGCAACUGAUUUUUUUCCAUUCAAUGCAUUUAAGGGUUUAUAUCAGGCCAAUUGCGGUUAACCGCCAGACGAAACUCUGAAACCGCACAUGUACAGAUAUAUCUAAACGCACAUGGUACAUCUGAGUUCAGGUGACUUAAAACUGGGAACAAGAGAUUUGAUCAGAGGGAAAGAUGUGUUCCAGUUUUAUUAUGUGGUUUGCGGUGGAUUCAGACAGUUAUUUUUGGUAUAACAUAUUUGGUUUGGUGUCUAACCUUGUUUGUACUGUGAUGUAUGUGUUAAAGUGUCCAUCUGCUGACAUUAAAGGCAUUUUGCCGGUCUUUUUUUAAUGGUUGAAGGUUGUUAGUAUGUGUACUUACAACAAUAAAUGGUUUGAUGGGACCUAGUCGCCUAACCAUUUAUUUUGUUGAAGUACAUAGUAACAACCUUUUGCAUUUAAGUGGUCUAUAUCAUGUUGUGUGAACUAUCCUCUAAGGGGUCCAGCUACUGUUUUUAUCUACCGGUUUACCCGAUUGAAUUCAAUAAUAACUGACUGUGAUGUUUGUGUAAAAGUGUCCAUCCGCUGACAUUAAAGGCAUUUUGCUGUGUUUUUUUUUAAUGUUUAAAUGUUGUUAGCAUGUAAUAAAAACAAUAAAUGGUUUGAUGGGACCCUGUCGCAUAACCAUUUAUUUUGUUGGAGUACAUACUAACAACCUCUUACAUUUUAGUGGUCUACAUAAUAUUAUGUAGACAACUCACUAAGUGGACCAGCCACUGUUUAUAUCUACCAGUUCAACUGAUUAAAAUCAAUACCAACUGACUGCAGAUUUACAGAAAUAAAUGUAUUGGCAAAAUUGAAGUUUACUCCAUUCUCAUUAGACCAUGAACUAGCUUACUUGUGGGUCGAAUACCUUAAAAUGUUUUUCAACUAGUUGUCUCUCAAUAGUUUAAAAAUGAAUUAAAGACCAUUGAACUUUGAACCACAUUUCAUUCAGAUGUGGCCUUCAUUUUACGAGUUUUUUUUUCUUAUCUAAGAAACUGACAUUCUGUUAAAGACAUUGUUGAAGGGUAGAUACUUCAGCAAGCAGUGCUUCAAGGACAUUCACAGCACGAUUAUAAUGAUGCAUUAUAAUAUGGUUAAAUACUCUUAAGGUGUCCGAGCCAUGUAAAAUAUUUAAAAUGAUUGAAAAUAUAUUAUAGGCAAAGUUACUGCAUUCUCGUACACCAGGGAGAUGAUGUUAUUCGUAUCAUUAUCAAACCUCUGGCCCUAAUUUUUCGGAACUUCUUAAGCUUAACAAGAAUGUACAUUUAUCUUUGUAUAACGAAUUGAAUAAAGAUGAUUCUUGUCUGGGUCUGAGUCAACUAUUCGUAAUCAUGGGCCUUGGUCUUUUUUGUUUCUUUCAACACAGCCUGUUUGCAAUAUAUUGUCGGUAUAUUUUUAUCAUAUUCUUUCUCUAUCCUGUCAAAUUACACCAGCAUAACAUGUGGUCUGCAGUGGGAGGGGGUGGGAGCAAGCUUAUUUACCCACCGGGUAAUACCCAUUCGGUGAGCAUCCAUUUUUUUUACAUGAUUAGGUAUCGAAUACCUUAAUUCACUUACACGCUUUUUUUUUUUUUUUAUCUCGGAGAGUAGUUUCAGAUUUCAGACUUAUUUAAUGAAAGAACGUUUUGAAAAUUGUAAAAGAGUGCUUGUUAUGAAUGUACUUUGAACGAUUGUUUAAUACCAUUAAUUUCCAUAAUUUUUUUUAAUAAGUAUGUGAAAGUUAAUCAUUUCAUAAAUAAAUAUUUGCCCUUACAUUGUGUGAAAGAGUUUAGCAUCGUGUUUCCAUAGGUAAAGAAUUACAGUCAAAAGAUAUUAAAUAAUUCACAAAAUCUCAUUAUAAAUGGAUUGUAUUAUUUGCAAGAGUUUCAAACUUAUUUCAGCAAAGUCGGCACUUAAAAUUAUUCAAUUUGUGCGUGAUUUGAAUGAAAUAUUUCUACCUACAAGGCAAUAAAAACAUCAACUGCAAUAAAACGAAUAAGGCAAACGUUCCAUUCAACCAUCAAAGUAAUUGCUUCACAUAUGAGUUUAAAUAAAUACUGUUAGUAAUUUUAGGAUGCAUUAUUACCAUUGAAUAAAAUGUGCAUUUACCAUUUUGCUUCUAUAUAAUUAAAUUCAUGAUAUGAAUGCACUGUGGUUAUAAAAUUAUUGCAUAACAUUUUUUAGAAUUGAAUUUAAUUCAUCUCGUCAGUUUUUUCGAAGAGGAUAGUCGAGAUAUUGUUAUAGCCUUUGGUGCCGUUUUUGUUGGCAGCGUGGGCAUGGGCGUUGUUGUACAAACACAUAAACUUGUCCAUAAUUCUUCGUUUGAUUUAUUCAAAUAAAACUUGGUACAUACGGUAUGUUGUUUGUGAAAAAUACAACGCACGUGUAAAAGGCCCAUAACUCUGACUUUAAUAUAUGUUAGGUGAUGCCCCUUGUUCGACUGAGAAUAAAACAACAGACGGGCGUUGGUGUUCGCUUCGCGGCGCUCUUGUUUUAAAAUACACAACAUUUGUUAAGUCUAACUUCUAUAAAAACACACCUGCAUAAUAAUGUUAUUUGAAGCAAAACAUUUUUCAGAAACUCGUUCUGGGCUGGUAUUCAAAAUUGGGCUUAAUUGGAUCUAAGAACGAUGUAGCUAAUCGGAUUACUUGUUAUUAAUAUCUGACCAAUAGAGUAAAUGAAGUCAAUGUUGUAUGACUUUAAAACAAACUUAAGUUCGAUAUUGAAUACCACCCCAGUUUCAAUGCGUAUCGUGUGUGGUAUAACCGCAUAGAAUCCUUGAAUCAAUUCUGAAUCUUAUCGGUUUUACAUUACUUAAAGACAGAUCGCAUUGGUAUUGUCUUCUGUAUCUUAUGCAAAGAUUGUUUACAAAGUUGUUACAUGCUAAACAGCGCUUCAGUUUAAGAAAAUUUGGAAGUAUAUUACUCCCUAGAAAAGGGCUAAAACUUCCAAAAUUAAAUCCUUGAAAGUAUAGAAAAUUCCAACAUUUUAAAAUGCAUUAAAAUACUAGUACAAUUUUUUGAACACACGUAUGGUUUUGUUUGCAAAUUGUUUCAUAAUUUAUCAGAAUAGUUGUGCAAUAAUGGUGAAAUAGUAAGUGUUCGAGAGACUUGAACUUCCAUAUUAAGAUGAAUAAACUCCAACACUGAGGCCACAAUGACAUGUCUUGAAAGUACAUCUGUCACUUGACAAAAAAUCUAAUUCUGGACAAGGGAACUUACAGGGUCUCAAAUAAGAAUAUCAGAGAAUGAGAAAAUUCAGCUAACCCAUCAGAACGUCUAUAUCUUGUAACAAAAAUGCGAUUUGUCUUUAAAUUUGUCAAUUAUACGGUAGUAUAAAUAAUAACGUUUAAAUCAAUAUGUAUGAGAUGCUAUCAUUUUAUCAUUUUGUCUACAUACUUUGUUAUGUAUAUACAUGUACUUGAACUAUUGUAGAGAGUUUGAUCAUAGUUUAGCGAAAUGUUUUGUGUAAAUUAUUAUUGCUGUUCAUUUUUAUGAGACCGUUGUUUUGUUCGUUACUUGUGCUAAGUAUAAUUUAUGUUCACACAUCAACCACAUGGUGAAUAAA